CCUUGCACCCAAAAACAAUAUUCCUUCUCUUUAUUUGUAUGUAACUUUGGAGAGAAUAAAAUCAUGACAACCAUGGGAGACCCAUCAUCCAAGGAAGAUAACCCAGGAGUUCUAAAGGUUCUCGAAUCUCUAAAACAAGCUUCGCACGAGUUACAAUCUCAUCCAACUCGCAACCCGGCUCACUCCGACUCACCCGCCAUUAAAGCUCUGCUCGAGCUUCAAACCGAGUCUGACCCCAUACUCUCCAAAGACCCACAUCUCUCUGCUCUUUCCCGCUACAUCGCUGAACUCAAAACCCUCGUUGAAACCCUUGAAAAGACUCGUGGUCAUGGCCUCAGGAGCUUCUUAACACGUCGUGUCUCGACUCAUUCCAUUUCCCGAGUUGCCGGUUCGAUCGAGGCCGAGAUUCAAGCUUGGAUCGACCGUGAGAGCAUUGAGAGCUUGCUGAAGGUUCUGAAAGAACCGUGGAAGGACGAGGACGAGUUAGUUCGGUUACUGACUCAGUUCGAAGACCGAGUCUCACAAGGCUUUGAUCGCGAGUUACAGGAUUUAUUCCUGAAAUCGAAAGCCUUCCCGGUCUUGCAGACGGUCCUUUGCGACCCGAGUUGUCCAAAUCGGAUCAGGGAAAAGGCAGCGUUUUGUGUGGCCGCUUUGAUUCGAUUCAACAAGGAUGUGUUCGUGGGGCAAGUGAAUAUGGGAGAUACCAUCCACGCCCUUUUGGAGAUGAAAUCAAUCCAUAGCCUCAAAGUUCUACGUGAGUUGAUUACAUUUACUAAAUCCCCAUUUGUGGAUGAGAUACUCUGUAACGGGGAAAUCCCCAAGAUUUUAAUUCUAUUGGAAUCCAAGGAUUUGGACAUGAAAGUAGUGGCCUUGGAUUGCAUCCUUGAAAUUGGAUACUUGGGACGCAAGGAAGCUGUUGAAGCAAUGCUUAAAGGAGGAUUGAUAAAGAAGCUCGUGGAGUUGCAGAGGUCAGAAUUUGGUGGGGAUUUGAUUGAGAUGGGAAAAUUUGACGAUGAGAAUCAGGAGAGCGAGGGGAAGAAAAGAGAGAAGAGAGAAAACAAGUUUUUGAAAAGCCAUCCAUUUGCAAGCUGUGUGGCAAGGUUUGCAGUGCAACUAGAGGCUGGGGAAGGGCUGAGGCAAAGAGAGAAAAGGGCCUUUAAGCAAGAGAUUUUGGAGAAAGUUAGAGAAGCAUCUGUUGGUGAUGCGGAGGCUGCCACCAUUAUUGCCGAGGUUUUGUGGGGGUCUUCACCUUGAUCCUGUUCUGUGACAAUAAUUCAGACAUGGGGGAAAAUAGAUUACAUUGGGUCGUUGCCUCUCAAAUUUCAAUCAUGGAGUGGUUUGAUAAAUUGGUAUUAAAUUAUAACUUCUUACCUUUUUCAUAUGAAAAUUAUGUUGGUGCCUCCCAAGGGGUACAACAAUCAUUGCAUGUCGUAUGC
Molecule: messenger RNA, 1436 nt
Organism: Hibiscus syriacus
Lineage: Eukaryota; Viridiplantae; Streptophyta; Magnoliopsida; Malvales; Malvaceae
Exons: 2
Coding region: 64-1254 (396 amino acids)
Source: RefSeq, a predicted model, not a curated record